Molecule: messenger RNA, 3027 nt
Organism: Octopus sinensis (East Asian common octopus)
Lineage: Eukaryota; Metazoa; Mollusca; Cephalopoda; Octopoda; Octopodidae
Product: metalloreductase STEAP4-like
Exons: 2
Coding region: 1435-2847 (470 amino acids)
Biological process (GO): copper ion import
Cellular component (GO): endosome; plasma membrane
Molecular function (GO): cupric reductase (NADH) activity; ferric-chelate reductase (NADPH) activity
Source: RefSeq, a predicted model, not a curated record
UAUGUUCAUGAGCGCGAGGUGUGUCUGUAGAUCUAUGCAUGAUUACUUGAUGUGUACCAAAACCUUCCCAUACACAGACUAUCAUUGGCACACAUGCAUGUGGGCAAUAGAUAGGUGGAUAAGCAACCCCCCCCCCCAAACACACACACACACACACUUUGUACAAAUAUAAAAUAAACUCUGCUUGUGAGUUCAGAGCAGUCCUCAUUGAAUUGGUUGCAAUCCACCUCUUUCGUUCUCAUCUCUGAAUUCUUCAUUAUUUACUUGAUUCGCUUAUUUUUUCCGUAUUUACCGACACGACCAUCAUCAACGUCAGGUUAUUGCCAAUUACUCACAGUAGGGGUAAAACAUCAAAGGGGUCUAGCUCUCGUAUCUAGAGCUGGCCUUAGGACUACCCAACGACAACAACCACUACCACGAUUAUCUCACCACAGUCAGUGUUUCAAAGUAUGCUGACGUUUGCUUGAUGUGGAAGUUUUAAAGUGAAGAAGGUCGACAAUUUUAAAUGAAAUAUCAUCUUUAGAGAGGCCUUGUUGACUAAUAUAGGAGAGUAACCAGAUUUUGGAGGGUUUGGUGUUCGGUAUUUGAUUUCAAAUACGUUGAAGGAAAAGUGACAAUUUUCAUACGCCCCUCUCCGAUACCGUCACAUACCAUAAUUUCAAGCAUUACCAAAAUACCACCAUGUCCAAUGAUUAUUCUUCUAAAAUAACCGCCACCACUUCUCUUCUCUAAUCACCUCAUUUCAUCUUCCAUGAAACCAUUCGUCACCAGGUCUAAGCUAUGUUAAAAUUAAUGCGUAGAAGAUUCAAUACAUGCGACUCAUGACUCAAGUUUUCGUAUUGAAAACUAAAUUUACGCAUAUAAAGAUUCACUGGAGAUACAGUUUAUGCCAUUCAAGACAAGUUUUACUGUAAAAAAAAAAAAAAAAGAAUUAUAUUACGUCGGCGAAGAUUCAAUUUACGAACUUUCAAACUCUAAUUACGUAGGUAAGAAUUCAAUUUUACAUCCUCGAGACUCAAUUUAUACAGGCGAAGACUCAAUUUAUGCUCCGCAAUACAUAAUCUGCAUCUUCUGAAACGCAAUUUGUGAUGUUAAAGACACGAUUUACGCCGCUCAUAUUAUAAAUCUUAACAAGAACAAAGUCGGGUUUAUGUUAAGAGAAGGAGAUGUUAUCAUCGGGUAGAUGAGCUUAAUUGGAACAAAAAUUGGAAGGAAAAAAUAAUAAAUUGAACAGUUUCAGUAGCAACUGGGACAAAUCUUUAACGGCCACAAAGUCAGGGAAGAUCUUCUCUACACUUUCAGAAAGAAGGGACACUUUUUUUUUGUAUCUUUGAUAGUGUCCAGCAAUCAGCAUUAAUUAAACAUCCCCCACCACCAGCGCCUCUAUCACAACAUCCUCAUUACUGCCGCCGCCGCCACCAUCACAAAGGGAAAAUGGAAGGUAUUGAAUUGUCUUCAUAUAACACGUCAACAAUGGCUACAAUAGGAAUACUGGGGACUGGAGAUUAUGGACGUGCUCUUGCCAAACGAAUGCUACGUUGUGGAUUAAAAGUGGUUUUUGGCAGUCGGGAUCCUGCAAGCAGGCAUCUGGAAGCCAUUGACAAAGAACUUGCAGACGCAAAAUUAUCGACCGUUAAAGAUGUCCUGUCAAAUGAAAAUAUUGAAAUUAUCAUUCUUGCUGUUCACCAUUGGAACAUUGAUUCUUGUUUAGAGAAUUUCAACGCUGAAUCAUCGCAAAAAAUUUUCAUCGACAUAUCGAACAAUGAAGAAAUUCUUAAAGAUGAAUCGAUUGCGGAAACGCUUGUCGCUAAGUUUCCAGGGAUGCGUGUUGUGAAAGCUUUCAACACUUUAUCUGCUUAUGCUGUGGAAGACGAUAAUUUUGGUGGCAGCCGUCGAGUCUUAAUUGCAGCAGAUGACAUUGAGGCCAGAGAAAAGGUGUCAUGGCUUUGCUCCGAGAUCGGAUUUGAAUCAGUGACAUACGGGUCGCUGAAAGCUGCAAGGGAACUCGAAGCUUAUCCAACACGAUUAAUGCAAGGCUGGGGAAAAGCAACCAUUUUUAUGCUCAUUGUUUUCUUUGCAUGGAAUAUAUUUGUUGGUGUAAAAUAUGUUUAUUACUACAGUAAAUACAAUAAAAGGUUCCCAUGGGAGACCAUCCCUCUGCGCUUCAUAAACAAAUCAAUUUGUAUGACAGCCAUUACUUUGCUUACAUUCUCUUACCUACCUGGGUGCUUGGCUGCAUUUUUACAGAUUUACAACGGCAGUAAAUACAUAAGAUUUCCCAAUUUUUUAGAUCUUUGGCUCAAGUCUCGAAAAAUGCUGGGCUUGUAUGCUUUGCUUUUCAGUUUGUGGCACGUCAUUAUAUCAACAAUAUGUAUGUCUCCCGGAUACUGGGGAGGCUGGUUCCAAUCCACUCGUAUCACUUUACCAGAGAACACAACAGAUUUAACGUUGAGCUUCUCCUCUCGAAUGAACUUCCAAGGAGAAGCCAACAUCAGUGCAGGCAUUCUUGCUAUUUUGUGUAUGAUUAUUGUCGGGCUGUCUUCACUCCCAUCUGUUGGCAACAUUUUGAACUGGAGAGAAUGGCGGUUUGUACAGAGUCAUCUUGGUUACAUCACUCUUCUGUUCGCCACUGCCCAUGUGCUCAUCUUCAGUUUUCCUUACUGGAUCAGGAGACCAUCUGGUCUGUGGAAGAGCUCAACAUUUUUGAGUUGUCUGAUCCCUAUGAUUACUCUUUGCCUCAAAUUCCUCCUGUUGUUGCCAUGUAUUGGAAACUAUGUGUAUAAAAUACGAUCUGGCUGGGAAAGGAAGAAAUCUUCAAAGUCCCUUUUAACAACCAUAUGCUUGUAAAAGCAAUAAUAACAUUUUGUGAAAUAUCAGUGAAGUGUCAAAGAUGGGAGAGAAUGGCAUAAAAUAUUUUAAUACCAUUAUAUAUAUAUCUGUAUGUGUGUGUGUAUACACAUCUGUGUAUGUGUGUGUGUGUGUGUGUAUACCAAAUUAAGCAACAGGAUAUCAUGAAGUAUGGCCAUU